AUGGGCAACGUCGAAGUGUGCGCCGAGGCCAUCGACGCCCCAGAUCAAUUCUUGGAGCCAGACUACGGGCGCCGCCUUCUUGUCAAUGUCGUGGACGGGCGCGCAGCCAGUGAGCCGGACCGACCAUUCGCUCAUGUUCCCGCAACCAGCGACCCUAAGGAUGGCUGGAAGCCUGUCACAUACAGGCAGCUCUCGAAUGCGGUCAAUCAUCUCGCGCAUGAGCUCUUGCAGCGAGCUGAGAAUCAAGACACCCCAAGCGGCGACUUCCCCACGGUAGCUUACAUCGGGCCGAACGACGUGCGGUAUCCAAUCUUUAUGCUCGCUUGUAUCAAAGCGCAUCACAAGGCUUUCUUCAUCUCACCCCGGAAUAGCGUCGAGGGGCAAUUGUCACUCUUCAAGGCUACUAAUUGUAGCAUGCUGUAUUUUGCUGAGUCGCAUCUUCAGACAGUCCUGCCUUGGCUUGAGCGAUACCCCAUGCGGGUCGUGAUGGCUCCAAGCCCUGACAUCUGGCUCCAGUCGACCGCGGCUCCAAUUGUCUUCAAAAAGACAUUUGACGAGGCGAAAUGGGAUCCUCUAGUGGUGCUUCACACGAGCGGCUCUACUGGAAUUCCGAAGCCGAUUGUCAUGCGCCAGGGCGGUUUGGCGAUUGCCGAUGGACUUCGAAACGGUCCAGACUUGCACGGAGCCCCGUCUACGUGGGUGCACUGGGGUGGUGCGAGCAGGUUCUUCCUGCCAAUGCCAUUGUUCCAUGCAGCUGGAGUCGCAGCCAUCGCCUCGACGGGCAUAUACUACGGCGCGGGCCUGGUGCUGGGCAUCACGGAUCGGCCCCUUACCCCAGACAUGGUUGUGGAAAGCCUGAAGCAUUCCGGUGCGGACGGUGCCAUGCUGCCGCCUUCUAUAAUCGAGGAGAUAAGCCAUAUGGAAGAGGGCGUAGAGGCUCUUGCCGCCCUGAAAUACGUCGGCUUCGGCGGAGGAAACCUUGCCGCUGCUGCGGGUAGCUCGCUUGUGGAACGAGGAGUCUCCCUCAGUAACAUGAUUGCCUCCACAGAGUGUAUUCCAUACAUCUUGCACUACCAGACCGAUCCCAAGCUUUGGCAAUACUUCAUCAUCAAUUCAAAGGACAUGGGCGCAGACUUCCGACCCGUGUCUUGGGAUGCCGACGUCUUCGAAAUGGUCCUAUGCCGCGACGACCCCAAGGAGCCAGGCCGCAAGGCCGUAUUCUACACCUUCCCAAACAAGACGGAGUGGUCAACUGGCGACCUCUUCAAACCUCACCCCACUCUUCCCGAUCACUGGAUGUACCACGGCCGCGCGGACAACGUCAUCGUCUUCUCGAAUGGGGAGAAGUUGAACCCCGUCACCAUUGAGGAGACGAUGCUCGGUGACCCACGAAUCAAAGGGGCGCUGGUCGUCGGCGAUCAAAAGUUCCAGCCUGCACUGAUUCUGGAGCCUCACGUUGCGCCAGCGGAUAAAGAAGCGGCGGAUGCGCUGAUCGAGGAGAUAUGGCCGCUCGUGGAGCAGGCGAACAAAGACACGGUCACGCACGGUCGCAUCGCCAGAGAACUUGUGGUUCUGUCGGACCCAGCGAUGCCCUUCUUACGGGCUGCGAAAGGUUCCGUGCAGCGAGGUCCAACUGUUCGCGAGUACAAAGACUUCGUCGAAGAGCUCUACUUGAGAAUGGAUGAAGGGGUGGAGAUACAAGACGCAAUUGGGCUAGAUCUCUCUAGCAAGGAACACCUGGCUCAAUCCAUCGUGGAAGUCAUACACGCCAGGAUCGGGAACGAGAGAGUCGGCCCAAGCACUGAUCUCUUCGCCGCUGGCAUGGAUUCUCUCCAAGUCAUCAGCCUCUCCAAGAUCCUUCGCUCGAGCCUCGAGGCAGCUGGUGUCGCCGUGGAUCAGAACACGGUAGCCCCCCGAGUUAUAUACGCCAACCCGACUCCGACGGCCUUGGCUGACCGACUCUUUUCUGUCGCUCAUGGCGAGGACCAUGGCCAGAGUGAAUCAUCGCGCGAGAUAGAGGCGCUCGCGGAUAUGGUCUUGAAGUAUACCACCGACCUGCCCGCGCCGAAUGGCAAUCAAGCCGACCCUUUGGAUCAGGACCAGACUGUUCUCAUCACUGGUACAACGGGAUCGCUCGGCGCGUACAUGCUCGAUCGUCUCGUAUCGAGCCCGAACGUUAAGAAAGUCAUUGCACUCAACCGUGGCGAGGACGGCGGACGGUCCCGUCAGCCCGCCUUCAAUUCCGACCGAGGCUUGACGACGGACUUUUCCAAGGUCGAGUUUCUCGGCGUCGACCUCUCCGUGCCAACUUGGGGACUAGAGCAAAGCAAAUAUGAUGAGCUGCUGGAAAGUGCGGAUCGGAUCGUGCAUAAUGCGUGGCCGGUGAACUUCGUCAUCAGUGUGUCCUCAUUCGAGCCAUUCAUUCGAGGAGUCCGACAUCUGGUUGACUUCGCCAGUCGGGCCGCCAAGCGCGUGCCAAUUGUGUUCAUAUCGAGUAUCGGUACAGCAGAUGGGUGGACCUCGGGCGAGCCAGUGCCGGAGAAACAGUUGAACGACUUGACUCUUCCGCACAUGGGCUACGGGCGGUCGAAGCUAGCCGGCAGUCUUAUCCUCGAUGCUGCAGCGGAGCGCUCCCGUGUACCGGCGGCGACAAUCCGGGUCGGGCAGAUCGGUGGCCCACGAGGCAAGACGGGCAUGUGGAAUCGCCAGGAGUUCAUUCCGAGCCUAAUCGCCAGCUCAGUUCAUCUCGGGGUUCUCCCUGACAGCGUCGGACCGAUUGACGUAGUGGAUUGGACGCCUGUAGAGGACAUCGCCGGGUUGAUCCUCGAUGUUGUUGGAGUCACGGCACCGAUGCCCGUGUCAGACAUCUCGGGGUACUUCCACGGCGUCAAUCCAUCGGCGAUAACCUGGACCGAGGUAGCCAAGGUGCUGCAUGAGUUUUACGGCGGACGGAUCGAGAAGAUUAUUCCCCUGGAGGAGUGGGUGGCCAGACUGGAGGCGAGUGCCGAUGACGCAGACGUCGACGCGGACAGGAACCCUGCGAUCAAGUUGCUGGACACCUAUCGCGGCAUGGUCGAGGCUAAUCGCGCCGGACUGGGCCAUGUGUACUUCGACAUGAAGCGCACGGUGGAGAAAAGCCCUACCAUGAGGAACUUGGGACCUAUUGACGCGGAGCUGGUGAGGAAUUGGUGUGAGCAGUGGAAGUUCUGA
Purpureocillium lilacinum is the source of this 3210-nucleotide messenger RNA. RefSeq names its product putative NRPS-like protein biosynthetic cluster. Lineage: Eukaryota; Fungi; Ascomycota; Sordariomycetes; Hypocreales; Ophiocordycipitaceae. Gene Ontology annotation, molecular function: phosphopantetheine binding. The record is from RefSeq and is a predicted model, not a curated record.